Molecule: messenger RNA, 910 nt
Organism: Camelus dromedarius (Arabian camel)
Lineage: Eukaryota; Metazoa; Chordata; Mammalia; Artiodactyla; Camelidae
Gene: ALOX5AP
Product: arachidonate 5-lipoxygenase activating protein
Exons: 5
Coding region: 113-598 (161 amino acids)
Biological process (GO): leukotriene biosynthetic process
Cellular component (GO): endoplasmic reticulum; membrane; nuclear envelope
Molecular function (GO): enzyme activator activity; glutathione peroxidase activity; leukotriene-C4 synthase activity
Source: RefSeq, a predicted model, not a curated record
UCGGAAAUUCUAAUGAUGAAAGGCAGAGCUCAGCCCUCACUUCCCCUUUCUGCACAGUGCGGUGCUGGGUGCCACGGAGCGGAGCGGUCCUUGCCAGGAGCCUGAAACAGACAUGGAUCAAGAAACCCUGGGCAACGUCGUCCUGCUGGCCAUCGUCACCCUCAUCAGCGUGGUCCAGAACGGGUUCUUUGCCCACAAGGUGGAGCACGAGAGCAAGACGCAUAAUGGGCGGAGCUUCCAGAGGACGGGGACACUCGCCUUUGAGCGGGUCUACACUGCCAACCAAAACUGUGUUGAUGCAUACCCCACCUUCCUGGUCAUGCUGUGGAGUGCAGGGCUUCUCUGCAGCCAAGUGCCUGCCGCCUUUGCUGGGCUGAUGUACCUGUUUGUGAGGCAGAAGUACUUCGUCGGCUAUCUGGGAGAGAGAACUCAGAGCACGCCUGGCUACAUAUUUGGGAAGCGCAUCAUCCUGUUUCUGUUCCUCAUGUCCCUCGCUGGGAUCUUCAACUACUACCUCAUCCUCCUUUUCGGAAGCGACUUUAGAAACUACAUAAAGACGAUCACUACCACCAUCUCCCCUCUCCUUCUCAUCCCCUGACUCUCUGCCGAAUACCGGGUGGCUGUGCGCAUCUAAUCAAUACCUAGAAGCCACCAUAACUCAACCUGUUAAAAGAUGCAGCUCCUCAUUAGAGAGCUGUAAAUCUCAGCACCCUCUGGGCUUUGCAGCUUGAGUUAACCUUGCUUUUCCUGGAAGAGACCAUCUGUGUGUCAGCCCCGCCCCCUGCACAUGGCCGUGGCCCCAGAUUUGCUCUUCAGAUCCCUUCUGUGUGUUUCUUGACUUGCCCUGCUUUCUGAAGAUGUUUUGUGAUCAGAUUUGGGUUUUAAUAAAAUAAAAUGCAGACACGUGUUA